UUAUCGGAAUUACAAGGAAGCAAAAUAACGCGUGGUCUACAUGGGGCGAUGUUUUUAAAUGGAAAUUAAUCUAAAAUUCUAAAAAAAAGCGCAAAAUUUUGUAUUAUAUAGUGUUUUUAAAAAGUAAGCGAAAUGAGCAUGAAGACCGAUCUUGACAUUCCGUCUCGUUUCCAGUCGUCAUUUUUCGCCAUGUGUCGUUUACACUCGUUUCCAUGGACGUCUUUAGAAACUGAACUCCAAAACUCGCCGUCUGACGUAAUUCUGGCCAUUUUAAAAAAGACUUGUCUUCAUUCUGUGUGUCGUAAAUACCCACCUUCGGUGAAAUACAGGAGGCUUUUCCUGUCUGAACUAAUAAAAAGGCAUGAAGCGACUGCAUCCGAGCCUCUGGAUGAGCUUUACGACACUCUAGCCGAAGUCAUGGGAGCCAGAGAGGAGACUGUGUGUUAUAAAACGUAUUUCCUGCCUUCAGGAGAGCCGAUGAGUCUGGAAGAGAAUGUAGCGAUGAUCUCAGAGGGCACCACCGGGCUCGUCACGUGGGAGGCGGCUCUGUACCUGGCUGAGUGGGCGCUGGAAAACACACACGUCUUCACUGGAAAGACGGUGCUGGAGCUGGGCAGCGGCGUAGGACUCACUGGUGUGGCAGUGUGUCACUCCUGUAAGCCCAAAACAUACAUUUUCACCGACUGCCAUCAAAGUGUGCUGCGGAGACUAGGGGAUAAUAUCCGGCACAACGGUUUAACCCGGGAACACGGAAUGGGCGUGUCGGUGCGUGUGGAGGAACUGGACUGGGAACACGCACAGGAGGAGGAGCUACAGGAAAUUGGGGCUGAGACUGUCAUCGCAGCGGACGUGGUGUACGAUCCCGAGAUCAUCGGCUGUCUGGUCAGACUACUAGAGAAACUCGUAAAGAUUCCGAAAAAGGCUCCGGAGGUUUACAUCUCCUCGACGAUCCGCAACCCAGGAACUUACACGAGCUUCAAGGAGGAACUGGAAAAGGCUGGAUUAAAACACGUCACCGUUACGAAUCCUGUCACGCAAGUCUUCCCGUACGACAGAGUCUCUUCUAUAGAAAUCAUCAACGUGCUCGCUGCUGACUGACUUCACAAAAAGAAAAACGUAAUAAAGUGCCUAUUUACAUCGUA
Hemibagrus wyckioides is the source of this 1142-nucleotide messenger RNA. It is a transcript of the gene eef2kmt, whose product is annotated as eukaryotic elongation factor 2 lysine methyltransferase. The transcript is spliced from 8 exons. The record is from RefSeq and is a predicted model, not a curated record. Lineage: Eukaryota; Metazoa; Chordata; Actinopteri; Siluriformes; Bagridae. Bases 133 to 1098 code for a protein of 321 amino acids.